AUGAGCGAUGAUGGUGAAGAAACUCGGCGUAUUUCUGACAAGCAAGAAACAGAAGUUUUGCAAACCCCCGAAAUAGACGCCGAAUCAACAUCAAAUGCCCAAGAACCCUCUGGUCUAGAAAAUCCAGAAGAAGACGAUGAGUUUGGUUCUUUCGACGAGGCGUCAUUUGACGAGUUCCAGGCUGAAGAACCUCAAGAAACUCAAAGCAAUCAAAAUGCUACCUUCAGCAGUGCUGUUUUCCAAAGCGAGAGUCUUAUAAACCAGAGAGUGGAAGAGACCCUUAACAAGAUCUUCACCAUUACCGAACAGCAAAGCCACCAGGAGAAUGGUGAACUACUCAGCGAUGCUGCCAAGGAACAAUUCAGCUCACUUUCCAAAAUCCCACAUCUACUGCCGCCAAAUUGGCUAAGGCUGAACAUCAGACAUAAACUACUAGUGAACCUUGGUAUACCGAUCGACUUGGACGAGUUGGAAAAGGGCAGUGUUGCCCAAAUGAGUCAUCCACCGACUCAUCAGCGUAAGAAGUCAAUUUCUGAGCACGACAUUGACUGGACAGGAUUCAAUGUGCCCAGCAUUGAGACAUUGGGCUUGGAUGGGGAGAAGAAGAAGCACCUCUUGACACAAACGAAUAGCAUUCUCGACGACAUUGAAGAGUUCAAUCUUCAAAACACAUCAAAACUCUUUUUGGAGAGUUCUGCUGAUGAGGCGUUGGAGGAGAAGCUUAGCAAGAUGAGAGAAAACUACAAGCAUCUUCUUGAGCUCAGUGCGGUAUGGCAGGACCAGAUACGUGAAUUGAAGAACAGCCAAGAGAUGUAUGAGCUGGUGGUGCAAAAUAUGGUCGGCUACAGCCAGAGACUUCGGCGGAAGGAGAUCUUGGACAAUCUCAGCCGCAAAAAGCUGAAGAAAGGGAAACGUUCCUUUUGA
Molecule: messenger RNA, 924 nt
Organism: Candidozyma duobushaemuli
Lineage: Eukaryota; Fungi; Ascomycota; Pichiomycetes; Serinales; Metschnikowiaceae
Exons: 1
Coding region: 1-924 (307 amino acids)
Source: RefSeq, a predicted model, not a curated record